CACGUUCGAACACAACGGUCUCAGGGUCGGAGAUCAAAAGGACCAUUGGAACUGGAAAAAAAUUGAAUCGGGAACUCUCGAAUCGCCUGCAUCUUGAUCAGUCGAAAUAGUAACCAAAAGCCGAUGAUGAUCAGCCUCUGUUGAAAUUCAUGAUAAAAGCUCCAAAGAGCAAACAUUCCAAAAAGCCGCCCUGUGGCCGGGAAGAUGACAAAAUCUGAAGCGAGCUUAAAAGGCGCUCCCAAAGCAAAAGCGAAACAAGAUGAAGCCAUCAUCGGCACAAAUGACUACAGCAUUGUCUCGAAGAGAAGCGUUGAAAAGCUGUACUACAAAGACGAGCCAGAGUUUUAUCGUGCAUUUGUGCAUAAAUUCAAGCGAAGAACCCCUUUAAUAAAUCGAGGAUAUUGGCUACGGAUGCGAGCGAUUGAGACUGUUGUGAAGGAUUUCCUUGACGAGAAGACGGAUAAGAGCAAGGCUAUUGUGAAUCUUGGAUGUGGAUAUGAACCCUUAGCUUUCCGCAUGUUAUGGAAGUAUCCUUCACAGUGCCACAAUGUGAGAUUUGUGGACAUAGACUUCCCAGAACUCAUCGCAAAGAAGAUCCAAAUUAUCGAGCAAGAACCCGUUCUGAACCAGCGAUUGGGUCACCAGCCUACAGAGGACAUGUCGUUCCCGGCAAUCAUGUUUUCGAGCCCGCAGUAUUACGCAGUGGGGUGUGAUCUUGGGGACCAAAAGAAGUUGCAAAACGUCUUUUUAAAUGGACUCAAGCUUGGCCACGAUGCUGUCUUGUUCAUCGGUGAAGUCUCGAUUGUAUAUAUGCCGCAUCAAGAGUCUACGAAAGUGAUUGAGAUCUGUGGCAAUAUAGCGGAUGCUCGAUUUUGUUUGCUUGAAAACCAUAUUCCUGCUGGAGCUGAUCACCCUUUCGCUCGAACAAUGAUCGAUCAUUUCGACAAGCGCACUCCACUACGAGGUCUUUCAGUCUAUUGCAACAUUAAAGCACAGAGGGAACGAUUUCUUAAUGCCGGUUGGCACGAGGUGCAAGCAACAGAUCUCUGGAGCUUAUGGCAGAAUGAUGACUUCGUUAAUGAAACAGAGAGAUUAUCACUACAGAAGUUCGAGCCUUUUGACGAAUACGAAGGAUUUGCUCUUUUCGCCGGACAUCACUUAUUGUUGCUAGCUACGACUGCGGAUGCUUCCUUCGCCGCUUCAUGUUGGGUACAAAAAAUAACGAAUAUGACAAUCUCCAAAUGCGAAUCCUCUGUAAAUCCAAUGCUGAUCAAUGUUAAGAUGACAGAACUUCCGCAAAAUCAUGGCCGAGCGAAUGGCAUCGUUAUAUCACCGAAUGCUAGUACGUUGAUUCAUUGUGGUGGAUCUACAAGCAACCCGCGACAAGGUCCUUAUGACAUAUAUGUAUGCUCUGGCUCUAGCUCAAUUUCUCUCGUUCGGCCUCCGAUAGAUCAAAGCUACUCCACAUGUUCGUCUAUGAGUAAUGGUGCAUUCUUGCUCACUGGGGGUCGCACAUCGCCAAUUCGUCCGAGUGAAAAGUGCUAUCUGUACCAAGAUGGAAUGUGGAUAUCUGUUCCCGCUCUUGAGCCUGCGAGAUACAGACAUUGUGCUGCGGCCGUAACUAUUGCGGAUCAACCUGGAGUGCUUGUGGUGGGAGGUCGAACCGUAUCUGGAAUGGUGUUGGAUACCUGGUCACUCUUUUUGGACAAUAAAUGGCAUACUCUUCAUGUUUCUGGUUGCCGACCACCAGGACUGUUUGGUGCUACAUUAGCAACAAUUGGCUCUGACGACGGUGUGCUCGUUGGAGGGUUGAAUGAGAAUGGGAAGUUUGCAACUGGCCAAGCCCUUGGUUUCUGGUAUUGGAAGCUGCAGGCGACGAUCGCGGGUCUCUUUGAAGCCAGUGUCUCCUUUUUAGAAGCGAAGAACGAGGGAGACAGGCUUUUAACAAACUUGCAACGUUUCGGGGCGACCUCAACACAAACGAGUGCGGGCACGUUGAUAAUCGGUGGGAUUGGCCCUCUUGGACCACUACAACGUAAUGAAGAACUUAUCUUGUUGAAGCCUGACUGGUCUGUUCAAUCAUACCAGUUGAAUAUCAGCCCUACCCAUCCAUUGCCGAUGUUUAUUGGCCACAGUGUGGCCAAAAUAACCGAUGAUGAAUUUAUUAUCGUUGGAGGCGGUGUUGUUUGCUACUCUUACGGCGUUUACUGGAAUAAAGAGCUCCUAAAAAUAUCGUUCAAUUCGGGCGAUUCAGAAGAUCAUCAAUGGACACUUAUCAGCGGAUCAUCAAAGGAUGACCUCAGAAUUACGGCUCCCUCGAACCCGCCAAGCGGCUGCCAAUCAGAUAUAAAUAAGCAGCGAAGGCACUCACAGUCAAGCGAAAGUACCAUUCCAGGCAUUAGAGGUGCUCAGAUUGACCGCCUAGCCGACAAAUCGACAAUAAAUAAGUUUCUUCACAGGCAAAGAUCACUCCCAAUUGUUCUCGAGAAUUUGGAUCUUGGCUUGUGCACUGAAUUAUGGACCGCAGAAUACCUCAAAGAAAAGGUUGGACCGGAGAAGCCAACUAUCAUUCAUCAUUCCAACAGCCCCCAUUUAUCAUUCCGAGAAAAAAACUUUCGCUACGUUACUGUGCCCUUCGCUGAAUUCAUGGACGAAGCAAAAGCCGGGUCCCACGUUUACAUGCGCGCUUUGUCCGUUUCUAAUCCUUCGAGACUUCCAGCGAGGCUGUCUGUCGACUACCCAGAAUUAGCAAAAGACUUCACACUUCCAGGUGAGCUUGGGUUCGUAGAGGAAUAUCAGCAUAGCUCCGUUCUUCGGAUUUCAGGCAACGUCAACAUGUGGCUGCACUAUGACGUGAUGUCGAAUGUACUGUGUCAAAUCAGGGGGUCAAAACGCAUUUUGCUUUUCCCACCAAAGGAUAUCUCUCUACUUGAGUUUCCGCCAGGAGAAACUACAUCUAAUUUGGAUGUAUUUGCAGUCGAUGGAACCAGAUUUGCGAACUGCUCACCGAUGGAAGCCACUUUAUCUGCUGGCGAAGUGCUUUUCAUACCCGCUUGCUGGCCGCAUGCUACAACACCAUCCAUGCAAUGCGAGGACGGUAAUUUCAGUGUUGCAGUGAACAUCUUUUUCAAAAGUCUUGAUGGCAACUUGUACGCUGCUGGGCGAGAUGUAUACGGAAACAGGGAUCUGGCAAUGUACGAGAAUGGCAGGAGAGACAUCAACAAGAUCAUCAAACUCUUCGGAAGUGAACACUCUACUGAUUCUGAAACUGAUAAACUUUUGGAGUUCUCCGAGCAUUUGAGAAACAAUCAGCGAGCUUCUGGACAGCAAGUGGGGGUCAGGGAGAUCAAUAGAAUUCUUCACAGCGCAAGCAGCUUCCCGAAGGAAAUUGCAAACUUUUAUUUGUCGAGGCUAGCAGAUGAACUUCAGAUGCUGUGCGCGGGUAAAUAAGUAUUCAAAAUCAGUUUAGUGCUAUAGACAUCAAUCUUUAGGGCUGCAUAACUUCUAGAAUUACAUAUCGCCGAACCCUUCC
This is a messenger RNA of Verruconis gallopava, 3532 nucleotides long. RefSeq lists its product as uncharacterized. NCBI's taxonomy places the organism in Eukaryota, Fungi, Ascomycota, Dothideomycetes, Venturiales, Sympoventuriaceae. The record is from RefSeq and is a predicted model, not a curated record. Gene Ontology annotation, molecular function: tRNA methyltransferase activity; protein binding. Gene Ontology annotation, biological process: wybutosine biosynthetic process; tRNA methylation. The transcript has 2 exons. The coding region runs from base 205 to 3450 and encodes 1081 amino acids.